AUGGAGUGUCUCGUGUCGAUUGACAAGGAUUGCUACAAGAUCGCAAAGCGGGACAAUUUGUUUACAUGUUUUUCUUGUGAACUGGAGAGUAUUCCCUCAGCCGCCGUUGAAGCUAAUUCGAUUCCGCUCCAGCAAUCACGACCUAAACGGAACAGAAAACCGAACCCUCGUUACGACCAAAGUUCUCCGAAAAGGCGAAAUGCAGCAGUUAUUCCUUUCUCCGAUUCAGUUAUCGCUUCAACUUCUUCAACUACAAACAUAAUUGUCAACGAAACAUUUACUAUUCAUAGCUCCUCUAACCACUCAGUCGUCCUUGAAGAAGUUGUCCCUCCAAUGCCGUCAAUAAAUAUGGGCUUUCCAGAUAUUCCACAGGAAUUACUUGACAUGGCCGUUGCCAAUAUGUCUCUGAAUGACUCUGCAAUUAAUCCUUUUGAUUUUUCUUUUAGAUUAGACACUUCACUUCACCCGCCAAGCCCAGUUAGACCAGAAGAUAAUUCCACAGCUAGCAGAUCAUCCUUUGAAUCAGAGAAUGGAGAUACUGUUCAUUCGCCUCGUCACGUUACUCCGGUCCCCAUCAGAGAGAAAAGCCUGAUUUACGAGGAGCCAAUCACACCAGCAAUCCGGGGUAAAGACGUCAGGAGUCAGAACAAAGUGUAUAUGAGGACCAACGAGAGGAUUAAAGAUAUUUGGGAGAAAUAUCAACACACCAAGGAAUAUACCGUAGAUGACCUUCUGAAGUACUGCUCCAAGACUUAUCGCAUGCCCUGUGAAUAUGACCAAUCUGAUUAAGAAGGCUUUCUUCGUCAUCUGCAGCACUGGAAGAAUCUCGUCUUUACUUGUUAGAUGAGUUCAACUGCUUUUCUUGAAAACGAAUUGAGAAUCUAUACAAUCGUCAGUCAAGUCGUAUAAAUGUUCCAAUAGUGUAUUUUGAUUUUUAAAUUCAGUUGCUUCUUGCCAAAAUACAGAUAUAACUACAAUAAAGCAAGUUUUUUUUUCAGAA
Daphnia magna is the source of this 1000-nucleotide messenger RNA. RefSeq lists its product as uncharacterized. Bases 1 to 789 code for a protein of 262 amino acids. The transcript is spliced from 5 exons. Lineage: Eukaryota; Metazoa; Arthropoda; Branchiopoda; Diplostraca; Daphniidae. The record is from RefSeq and is a predicted model, not a curated record.